This is a messenger RNA of Papaver somniferum (opium poppy), 2298 nucleotides long. Its product is annotated as protein REDUCED WALL ACETYLATION 2-like. The record is from RefSeq and is a predicted model, not a curated record. Gene Ontology annotation, molecular function: acetyltransferase activity. Lineage: Eukaryota; Viridiplantae; Streptophyta; Magnoliopsida; Ranunculales; Papaveraceae. Gene Ontology annotation, biological process: xylan biosynthetic process; xyloglucan metabolic process; plant-type secondary cell wall biogenesis. The transcript has 16 exons. Bases 296 to 1939 code for a protein of 547 amino acids. Gene Ontology annotation, cellular component: Golgi apparatus.
GAAUUUAGGAAUUUAUCCCUAGAAGGCAAUAAAAAACAGAACCACCGUCAUAAGCGAGUGAGUCGUAUCAUUUACGUAUUAAAUCAGUGUUUUCUCUCGACACCAAACCAAAUCUAGAGGAUUCCCUCACUCGUCUUCCGUACCCGAGUCAACAACAACUACAACAACUCUUCGAUCUUCAUUCAGAUCUCAAAUCUCCUCCAUAUUUGUUCUUCAAAUGCUUCUCGAUUUCAAGAUUUAAUCUCCGCUUCAAAACAAGAAAUUGAAGCAGGAAAUUACAGUGUUCUCCAACAAAAUGGCGAUCGCUGGACCAAUUACUCCUGGCCAGGUAUCAUUUUUCCUCGGAAUAAUCCCAUUAUUUGCCGCAACGUUAUAUGCUGAAUGGUUGGAGUACAAGAAGAAUUCAGUGUCUUCAAAAAUUGGCAGGCUUUCUGACAUCAACUUAGUUGAAUUGGAGAAAAAUACGGUCAAGGACGAUGACAGAGCUGUUUUAUUAGAAGGUGGAAAUCUCCAGUCAUCUACUCCAAAACUACGCAGUUCAAAUGUGGCAUCUCAGCUUCUCAGAUUAUUUCUGAUGGAUGAGUCAUUCUUGGUUGAAAAUCGGUUGACAUUAAGAGCCAUAUCUGAAUUGGGCUUGUAUCUGGUAUGCUUCUACAUAUGUGAUCGUACAGAUAUUUUUGGAGAGUCAAAAAAGAGUUACAAUCGGGAUCUUUUCCUGUUUCUCUAUUUCCUUCUUAUCAUAGUUUGCGCGAUCACUUCUUUCAAGAUCCAUCAAGAUAAAUCACCAAUUACAGGGAAAUCUAUACUCUAUUUAAACAGGCAUCAAACUGAAGAAUGGAAAGGGUGGAUGCAGGUAUUGUUUUUGAUGUAUCACUACUUCGCUGCAACAGAAAUUUAUAAUGCAAUCCGCAUUUUUAUCGCUGCAUAUGUGUGGAUGACUGGGUUUGGUAACUUUUCCUAUUACUAUGUCCGGAAAGAUUUCAGCGUAGCUAGAUUCGCCCAGAUGAUGUGGAGGCUUAAUUUCUUUGUGGCAUUUGCCUGCAUUGUCCUCAACAAUAGUUAUAUGUUAUACUACAUAUGCCCCAUGCACACCCUUUUUACCCUCAUGGUCUAUGGUGCCCUUGGUAUCCUAAAUAAAUACAAUGAGAUUGGAUCGGUGAUAGCACUAAAGAUGGCUUCCUGCUUCUUGAUUGUUAUUUUGGUCUGGGAGGUCCCUGGAGUAUUUGAAUUCAUAUGGAGCCCAUUUACAUUUCUUCUUGGUUACACCGACCCGUCGCAUGCAAAAGGACGAUUUUCCCUCUUGCAUGAAUGGCAGUUCCGCUCAGGGCUUGAUCGUUAUAUAUGGAUUAUUGGCAUGAUUUAUGCGUACUAUCACCCAACAGUUGAGAAGUGGAUGGAGAAGCUGGAAGAGUCUGAAUUCAGACGUAGGAUAUCUAUUAAAUUGGCUGUGGCGUCUGUUUCCUUAACGGUUGGGUAUCUGUGGUUCGAGUAUAUAUACAAGUUGGAUAAAAUUACAUACAACAAGUACCAUCCUUAUACAUCAUGGAUUCCAAUAACUGUUUAUAUUAGUCUGCGAAAUGUCACUCAGCAUUUUCGGUGCUACUCCCUGACCUUAUUUGCAUGGCUUGGGAAGAUUACAUUGGAGACCUACAUCUCGCAGAUCCAUAUCUGGCUAAGAUCUGGCGUACCAGAUGGACAGCCUAAACUGUUGCUGUCUUUAAUCCCAGACUAUCCAAUGCUCAACUUCAUGCUUACGACUGCCAUAUAUGUUGCGAUUUCAUAUAGGCUAUUCGAGUUAACAAAUACCUUGAAGACGGCUUUCGUCCCUAGCAAAGACGACAAACGCUUAAUGCACAACAUUGUCGCAGCUGGAGUGAUCUCAAUUUCCUUGUACACUCUAUCAUUCGUUUUCUUGCAAGUUCCACAGCUGAUGGGAUGAUGGGACAGUAUGGAAGAUAUGAAGAUAGCAGAUAGUAGAUAGCUCGAGCAGGCUUGAUACUUCAUGAUCACUUGGGAGGUGGUAAGAAGUUGUUAAAAUAGCACAGAGCUGAGAAUAGAAAAGUAAUUGUAUUAGUUUUACUACCUCCUCUUGUAUAGGAAAGGGUGAGUUCAACCUCCAAUUGAGGUCUUCUUCGUUUUCUCUUUCUAGACAAUUUCUUUGAAUUAUCAUUAUCCAAACACACAAAAAAAGCAAUGGAAAAAAGCAAAAGUUUUACAGUUCUCAUGCAAUUGUAUUGUGAGUAGAAAUUUGUUGUAUUGGUGUAACAUGAACAUUUCAAUUCAAUCCUAAUUUUGCCA